Messenger RNA from Nematostella vectensis (starlet sea anemone), 4598 nucleotides. Its product is annotated as transmembrane prolyl 4-hydroxylase. Gene Ontology annotation, biological process: peptidyl-proline hydroxylation to 4-hydroxy-L-proline. The coding region runs from base 2186 to 3535 and encodes 449 amino acids. The record is from RefSeq and is a predicted model, not a curated record. Gene Ontology annotation, molecular function: iron ion binding; L-ascorbic acid binding; calcium ion binding. Gene Ontology annotation, cellular component: endoplasmic reticulum. Lineage: Eukaryota; Metazoa; Cnidaria; Anthozoa; Actiniaria; Edwardsiidae. The transcript is spliced from 14 exons.
GUUUUGACAGAUGCACGCCACACACUGUUUUCACUGUCAACGCAUUCUGACAUAAAAUUCUCAAAACCCCCAAAUUAGAACCUCAAUAAUCAGAAUAAUUCUGCUCUAAAAAUUACCUAUCAGAGCCGUAGCAGAUUUGCAGAAGACGUUGCUUAUUUGAAGACCUUAAUACAAAGAAAGCAUCCCUUAUCUUGGCAUCUCCGACGCCCAAAUUCAAAAAGAAAAAAAGCUAUCCUCUUUUAACUCUUCUAAAAUGCUAAGUGCUAGUUGGUGACAGUCCUGGAAACAGAGUUUCUACGGUGCUUUAGCGACAAUUUGCAAACAAAUAUCUAUAAGCUAUCCAUAAACAUGCAAGCGGUUUCUCCAGACAAUUCAAGCGCGCUCCCCACAACGCAAGCACCGUUCUUCCCGCCAGAUACACCGCUGUACUAUUGGGUACUCAGUGGGCUCACCUGCGUCAUCACCCUAAUUUGUAACCUCCUCGUUAUCAUCAUCAUCUGCAGGCGACGACGGCUAUACAAGAAUCGUAGCAACUGGUUACUGCUAUCGCUAGCAACCGCUGACCUCACUGUCGGGCUCAUCAUGAUCCCUUCCAUCUUCAUUUGCUUCUUCUGCCCUUGGCUGCGUUGCCAUAGCGACUGGACCGUUAACAAGAUCAUAUAUGACCUCCUACUGCAUAUCUCUGUGACUAACUUGUGCAUUAUAACGCUUGACAGGUAUACCUAUGUUAUAUGCCCACUUAGGUAUUCAGAUCACAUGUCUAAACGUGUGAUCAAUCGCCUUAUUGUGACGUCCUGGUGUGGACCUCUGCUAUUCCAUAUAAUCCCUAUCGUCAUAGAAUAUGGUCUCACAGGGAAACGAAGAGUCAAGGCUCAUAAAAUCUCCUUGGGGCUGCAAAUAUCCAUCUUCGAAAUACUUCCUUGUCUACUUAUGCUAAUUGCUUACGCGCAUAUUUUCCACAUUGCCUGCCGGCACUCGAGAAACAUUGGGGAGUUCUACCCUAAACUAUCGUCCGUAAACAACGCGAAUAACAACUAUAAGGCUAGGACUCGCCAUGUUGGUUCAACUGUCAAGGUGUUUUGCGUUGUUAUCCCCCUGUUUGUGGUUUGUUGGGGUAUAGCCGCUUACCGAGAAGUCUGUGGUGCGUUUGUUAGUUGCUCUGUCCCUGAACACGUUGUUUACAUCUCUAGACUACUUCUCAAGGGUCAUUCUAUGACAGAUCCUAUAGUGUACGCGCUGCAGAAGAAAGACUUUAGAAAGGAAAUAGAUAGGAUUCUAGCCGGAAGAAGCUCGCUAAGGACGCCGGGAAGCGUCGCGUCACUGACUCAGGACGGUCAGUGUACACCAAGGCUACGAAGGUUUCACUUUGCUAAGAGCUCACGGGAUUCCUGUGGUGACUUGCGUACGAGUGAUAAAAGGAAAGUCGAUAAGCGAUUAUGAAAAUAGGGGAUUCCUGUAGAAAAAAACACGUGGGGUCUAGCAAAAGAUGUUCGCUAUACAGUUUGCUUUAACAGAAACUAAGUAAAGAGACUUUAAGGCUUUCUUACGAAUCAUUUCAUAUCAUUAACUUUUAACAAACAUUCUACCUUUUUCUUAAUUUUGUCUUGACCCCGAAAUUCUCGUGGACUUUUUUUAAGAGAAAAAAACUCUUUCUUCUACCUUUCCAUUGCAGUUGUCACAAGUAUACUAGAUUGAUUAACAGUGGAAAAAGUUUUUUUCGAUUUCGGGCUUCAUGUGGCGUGUUCAAGAAAGGGCCUGGGUAAGUGGUUCAACUCGCCACAGAACCCUAAUUCACAAGUAAAUAACACCCAAUGCCUGCGAAGGAGGCUAUAGAUUGGUGUGGAUGAGGGAAAUAAAAGAAAAACAUUAAACCCCGUGUUUCCGCCUAGAUAAUUCCCGCCUUUUUACAACAAUAUUUUCCUGAGAAACCAGCCAUGCUUGUAAACGGUACCUGCCACUGACACUCAUGGCCCAUAACACCAUACAAAACGUGUCUUUCCUUACACAGAGCUUGUGGCCAGUUAUAUCGUAUAUAACUGGUCUUUCUAUUUUGAAGUGUAUUUCCUAAAAGUCGUGCGUUUCUUCACGUUUUUGAGCGCCUACCAAGCGAUUAAUUUUUCAUGCUUUUGCAUGGUACCUAACAGCUAUAACUGCUUUUGUAAACUCUUACUGAUGAACAUAGAUCAUGGCGGCGCGAGAACCUCGCUCAAUUGUAACAAUCUCUACUAUUUUUCUACAAUUUUGUGUACUUUGCACAAGCGAUUUGGACCCCCGAUUAAGAAUACCAAAAUGUUAUAAGCAGGAAGGUGGUUGCGAGAGAGCAAAACAUGAAAAGACAUUUGGUGGGCCGUGUAUGGUGGGGCGAGCUGGCGGGGUUACGAAGUUGGAUCCAGUUAAGGUUGGUCACGUGGAAGAGAUUGACGUCGGGGAUAAGGUUGUCAAGAUCACAACACGCGCUAUGAAGCCUCCCGUGUUUGAGAUCCCCAACUUCCUGUCUGACGAGGAAUGUGACUUUUUCAUCAACUACGCCAAGCACAAGCGGAUGAUGUUCAGUGAAGCGCGGGGAGGGCUUACUUUGAAGGAACAGGUCGAUGUGCCGAAGAUCAGGCACGGACGUGCUAAAGGCAUUGUGUCGAUAUUUAGCGGAUGGGACACAAACAAUGAUGGCUUCAUCACAGUAGACGAGGUUUUGGCUUUUGCUAGGAAGUAUUACUAUAUGCAGCUAAAAGAGCCCGAGCUCAGAAAACUACUUCGCAGAAUCAAAGCCCAUGAACUAGACGACGAUGUGAUCACGAAGGAGGAGUUUGAGAAGAUGGACACACAAGCGAUCGAUGAUGCGAUGCUCGCCCUCGGGCUGACACACCCUCGAUACCGACAUCGCUUGAGCGAGCAGACUUGGAUCAACCAGCGAUUGAUGAAGAGAACCCCGAUCCUAGAAACCAUACAAGCGAGAUUGAUCAAACUCACAGGUCUUACAAAGGAAAUCAUCUACGGCAGUGAGAGAAUUCAGGUUGUCCGCUAUACCAAGUUCGGCCAUUACCACGCACACUACGACUCCGAGACCCACAAGCGGACGGAUGUGCCGUGCUGCCAUCUGAUGCAAGAUCCAAAAAAGCUCUUUACUUACCAAAACCCUUGCAGGAUAUGUAGAUAUCUAACUGUGUUGUACUACCUGAAUGACGUGGAAGAUGGUGGCGAGACGGCCUUUCCUGUCGCUGACAACGUCACACUCGACCGGGCGUACAUGGAAAUGACUCGUGGGAUUCAUGACUACUUCAACAUGAACGAGAACUGCAAGACUAGCAACCUCGUGAUCAAGCCAAGACGAGGCUUAGCGGUCAUGUGGUACAACCAUAUGCGAGAUGAAGCCACGGGUUGGAUGGGAGCCAUGGAUGACUAUAGCUUACAUGGGGGGUGCGAGGUGUUUUCCGGGGAGAAAUGGAUCGCUAAUAGUUGGAUCACAGCGCCAUAUGCGGACGGCGCAUACAUGGGUAGCCUGUGGCUAAGGAACAUCACAUUUAUUGACGAUAUCUAACAAUGCAACACCACAGCUUGUACCGCGAUCACAUGGGAAGCCUGUGGCUAAGAAACAUCACAUUUAUUGACGAUAUCUUACACAUAACACCACAGCUUGUACCGCGAUCACAUGGGAAGCCUGUGGUUCAGGAAAAUCACAUCUAUUGACAAUAUCUUACACAUAACACCACAGCUUGUACCGCGAUCACAUGGGAAGCCUGUGGUUCUAGAAAAUCACAUUUAUUGACGAUAUCUAACACAUAACACCACCGCGAUCACAUGGGAAGUCUGUGGUUCAGGAACAUCACAUUUAUUGACGAUAUCUAACAAUGCCACACCACAGCUUGUACCGCGAUCACAUGGGAAGCCUGUGGCUAAGGAACAUCACAUUUAUUGACGAUAUCUAACAAUGCAACACCACAGCCUUGUACCGCGAUCACAUGGGAAGCCUGUGGUCCAUACUGCACAACAGCCUUGUAGGGAAGUUAAAGAGUGGAAAUAUUAGCUUUUGAGUCAAGAUUUCUUUGGGUAUGUCGUGUUUAUCUGACCAUCUUGGUUUUUAAAAAAGGAACCUUAAAAAUGUCCUGGUUGUAAUUUCCUAAGCGUAUAAUCUAAAGAAUUGCACUGUAACUGUCCUCAAUAAUCACACAUGGUGAUUGUGAUAGUCAUGACGACUGUAAUCUUUGUAAAUCAGUACUAGUACCCAGUCUGGGCAGGACGAAUAGUUUCGUGGUGCGCAAUGUUUUCUGGGAAGAACUCGAAGCGUCCAGUAUUAACACCGCCCAUAUUCUGUAAACGCACGGCACAAGAUAUUUGAUUUAGAUUCCACAUCGCACCUAAUUAAUAACAUAAGGAUGAAAAUAUUACACCGGUGCGUGGCUGAGAAAAAAAAUUAGCAAACUCAAAAAGCCAUAGAACAAAAUUUUGUAAAAAUAAAAUGACGCAGGCGCAGGAGUUAAUUAUGCGAAGAACAAACAACAAAGCGUUUUAAAAAAGCUAGUGAAAAAAUUAUAGGCAGUAAUUCUUGUAAUUCGUUAAAAAAGAGAUAAAAAACCAAAGUAAUUAAAAACAAAAUAAUAACA